CAGCUGUUAAGAUUUUACUCCUCGGGCCUCAUGUCGAAUUAUCACCCACGAUAGCACCACCGUCCCCUAUUUUUCAGGUACGGCAACCGUAUUACCAAUUCCUUCGACACAAUGGAUGCGCAUGCGCUCCUUUCCGCCCAAGGAUGGCGCGGAACAGGCCAUUCUCUACAUAAAACGGACGACGCAAUUGGUCUGGCGAAGCCUCUACUACUCAAUCGAAAGACAAACACCAAGGGUCUUGGAAAUACAAAACACUUCACAAGCGAUCUAUGGUGGAUGGACGCCUUUGAUGAACAGCUCAAGGGUCUCGACACGUCCAAGAAAGGCAAAGUCGAGCAGACCGUAAAGACUGGGAAACUCAAUGCGCUCGACCCUGGAAGCGUAUCAAAAUACUCCAUCUACGCCUCCUUUGUUCGAGGAGGCUUCCUUGAGGGAACACUUAGCACAUUGACAACGGACGACUCGACUAGCACGGAGUCUGAUGACAGCGACGAGAAGAAGAAGACAGAGUCCACGAGGACAAAAUCCACAAAGUCGAAGAAAGAAACCAAGGAAGAGAAAAGAGCUCGGAAAGAGGAGAAGAGGAAACGGAAAGAGGCGCGUGCCCUAAGAAGAGCAGCAAAACUCGAGAGGAGGUUGAAAAGAGCCGAGGCGAAGAAAGAUACGUCAGACUCCAGUAGUAGUGUGGCAGGGGACAAAGCGCUUGGGCGUGCUCAGAAGGAGGAAAAGCGACGGAGGAAAGAAUUGAAGAAGAUGAAGGCUUCGGGUGGUUAAUGUGGAAAAUAGAAUAACAGGAUCACAUAUGGCGCAUUAGCAGGGAGUUUGGUUAUCUUUUUUCAAGCACAGGGAAUACCCAAUAGACAGCGUUUCAUGUUUGUAUUUCUUUGGACGCCUUGCCCGGCUGUCCUGGCUUGCCCGACAAGAUCCAGGGCCGUCUAUCCCAAAAUUCAUCCUUGAUGAUGUCCAAGUGUUCCACCACCACCUUUGCCUUGGCCCUGCGCUUCUUGUCCUU
Molecule: messenger RNA, 1012 nt
Organism: Trichoderma harzianum CBS 226.95
Lineage: Eukaryota; Fungi; Ascomycota; Sordariomycetes; Hypocreales; Hypocreaceae
Exons: 1
Coding region: 112-774 (220 amino acids)
Source: RefSeq, a predicted model, not a curated record